AUGGAGCGUAAGCCAGAAUCCCCUGUUCAUCCACGCAUUGCGGAAACUAAGCUGAGCGAAACACCUCUUGCACGAAAGGCCACUAGCACGGAUGCAUAUCUUCAAGGCAACACCAAUGCCCGACGCAAGGCUGUCAUCGAAGACAUUGGCGAGACGAUCCCCGAGGUCUCUGUGAAAUACUUCUUAGAGGCCCUCGUUCCUCAACUGCGCAGGGGCCUGAGUGUUGACAAGACGAUCAAGAAGCUGAAAUUGAAAGGAGAUAUCACUCCUGAUGGACAUUGGGCACUGUUCUCUGUCAGCCCCGGAAAGGCGGAGCCUGUAGAGGAUGUUUACUUUCAGCCACUCGUCGACGUGGCAAAAAGCAUCGUCUCCCAAAGUGGCGGUAACGCCAACAGCCAGCUUUUGACGCUGGUUCAACGUCCCCGCGAGAAGCCGAUGGCAUACGUGAGGUCAUCGGAGACCAAGCCUGAUGGCUGCUUCGUGUUGAAGAGCAAAACACCUGAUGCUGCGCGUCUCCGGUGGCAAGACAUGGCACUUUGUGCGGAGUACAAGAAGCAGGACCGGCUGAAGGACAGGGACGACAAUGUAGCCAAGGUACUGUGGAGCAUGCACCAAUGCAUGCGUGAGGACGCAAGACAUCGGUUUGUCUAUGGCAUGACGAUCGAGAACGAGACGAUGCGGUUGUGGUUCUCGAGUCGCGCGGACACCUUCGUGAGUAAGGAGAUCAACUGGCGGACAGAUCACGAGACGGUUGUGCACUUCUUUCUAGCCAUGAUGUAUGCCAAUGAAGCAGAGGUCGGCUGGGAUCCCACAAUCGCAUAUGUCCUCCAGGAUGGCGAAUUCGUCCCCGGAGAAGACGGCGCUCCACAACUGGAGAUUUGUGUUCAAGACGAGAGUGGUAAACCCGACGUGUGGUAUCGUACACACAGAGUUCUUGCAGACCACGGUGCGCACGGCGGGCCGGGACGCGGGACGCGUGUGUGGGAAGCAUACGAGUUGACAGGGCAGCAUGGGGAGAAGCGGGGCAAUCCCAUUGCUCUGAAAGACUCGUGGAUCGACCACGACCGACCAAAAGAAGGGCACACCAUGGAAGAGAUCCACGCCUCAGUUAAAGAAUCCAACCCGGAGGACUAUCAUUUACUUCAAAAAUCCCUCCUCACGGUCUUGCGUCAUGGAACCGUUUCCGUGAAGAUAGGAAGACGGUGGGAGGUAGAUCACACCCGGGACUUGAUGAGGCGGGAACUAGACCCUUCGUCUGACUACGGAAGUUUCAAGCUCCGAGAACUGCGUGAGGACGGCAUCAGUAGCGAGAACAUCGAGAACACGGAAUCAAAUUUCCCAUCGAAUGCUGGCACGGGGCACCAUCGUUCACAUGCACCGCAACAGAGGCCCUCAACUCCGGCGCCUCGUUUGCACCAUCCGCGUGUGCACUAUCGCAUUGUCUUCAAAGAGGUUUGCGUUCGUAUAUGCGACCUGACGUCACUGGAAGACAUAUUCCAUGUCUUGAUCGACGCUCUCAUCGUCCUGAUUGUUAUACAUGGUGCCGGUUGGGUACAUCGUGAUAUCAGUUCUGGCAACGUGCUCGCAGAACGGCUCCCCGAUGGUACAAUUAGAGGGAAGGUGAAUGAUUUCGAAUAUGCAAUGAGGUUUGGCGAUACUCAGAGUGAGCCUCAUGAGAUGCGUACAGGCACGGAAGACUUCAUGGCGGUUGAAGUGGACGCCAUGAGAUAUUCAUUCUUCAACAACCAGCCCGUGGCCACACGGAGCAAUGCUAGCAGAUUGCCUUUAGGCCAACUCGGGGUUGCGGCCCACCAGGGGCAUCGCGGACAAAACCAGACCCCUGCAGAUGCGAAGCCAGACCAGCCUGUCUCGAAGCGUCCGGCCUUUCAGUACAACCCUCUGCAUGAUGUCGAAUCUCUCUGGUGGCUGUGCACAUACUUUGUGUUCAACAAGGUGAUCGUCCUUGUCAACGGCGUGGGGCCGUCGAUGGAUGCCGGGCUGGAGGGAAGCUAUAACAAGCAGCUAUCGUAUGCAUUACAACUGUUCUGGACCCGAGAUGGGAGACUACGGGCCAUGACAAGACCAGAAGAGUUUCAAAACGAAGUCAUUCAUCUUCACGCAGUUGUACGGACAGCCGGUUAUCUCCUCGACAAGAUGAGACACCUAUUGCAGGAUGAAUACAAACACAUCGAAGAGACACUCGCUCCCAUCACUAAAAAGGUCGCAUUCGACACUUCCAUGGAGAUGGUGUUCGAAUUAGGAAACAUCGUGGCAAGCGUUGGAGGGCUCACAAUCGGCGAAUUCAAGGAUGAUCCGCGACGGGGCUAUCUUGCGAACAAGACUGCCAACACUGCCCUCAGCCCGGACCAGAUUAGUCCUCCUAUGACGAAGACAGAAGGGAAGCGGGCUAUGAUUGAAGAGGCCUCCAAUCUUGAUGAAUCCGAUGACGAAGCGCUGGAGUUGGAACCUAUUAUGCCACUCUUUCAUGAAGAACAAACCACGCGGGAUGCAAGCCCUUCUCCCAGACCGUUUUCAACGUUACAGCCGUGGGAUCUGAAGGGUGAGAUGGAAUCUAUUAUGCCACCCUUCUUUGGAGAAGAAGUAACACGGGAUGCGAGCCCUUCUCCCGGACCGUCUUCAGUGCCACAGCCGUCAGGUCUGAAGGGUCGGACAACCUCUAAAUUGAAGUCAAUGCUGAAGCUUAAGCCGAAGACGAAGGGGAAAUGA
Postia placenta MAD-698-R-SB12 is the source of this 2727-nucleotide messenger RNA. RefSeq lists its product as hypothetical. Gene Ontology annotation, biological process: protein phosphorylation. The transcript is spliced from 5 exons. Lineage: Eukaryota; Fungi; Basidiomycota; Agaricomycetes; Polyporales; Adustoporiaceae. Gene Ontology annotation, molecular function: ATP binding; protein kinase activity. The coding region runs from base 1 to 2727 and encodes 908 amino acids. The record is from RefSeq and is a predicted model, not a curated record.